Messenger RNA from Rhipicephalus sanguineus (brown dog tick), 3524 nucleotides. RefSeq lists its product as uncharacterized. Bases 826 to 1554 code for a protein of 242 amino acids. NCBI's taxonomy places the organism in Eukaryota, Metazoa, Arthropoda, Arachnida, Ixodida, Ixodidae. The record is from RefSeq and is a predicted model, not a curated record. The transcript is spliced from 2 exons.
CCACUCGCUCUGUCGCUGUCGUUGGGUCAGAAGGCACGCGAGUUCUUUGCGAGCCGAGGCUCGAUGACUUCUGGCUCGAUGCGUUAACCUUCUCCGCGCCAGCGGAUCGACUCUCACCUGUUGGACUCUCGAUUACUUCGGCUGUUUCGAAACGUCGAUCGAGUUGACAGCGUCCUUUCUAUAGCUGUGCCAUGUACAUGCCGUUCUGGUCGAGUUCUUGAAGGCAAGCGACGGUGAACUUCGCACUCAAGACAGUGACUCGAAAGUUCGCUCCGGUCAGUCUGUGUUGCUUGGCCGGGGACUUCGAUGUUCCUGCAGGGAAAGCUAUAUCUAUGGCUGCGUAACUAAGGUCCUCGGAUGCCACGACCUGAAUGUUCCUCAUUUGUCCAGAUACUCGUAUUACCAGAGGGACACCUCAAACCGAAACAGGCGGACGCAGCAGCAACCCGACCUGCGUCGCUGUUUUUUGUGUGGACAAGAGAACUGCAAUCGGAACACAGUUAAGGUGUUGUUAGAACAGGUUCUGUGAGAAAAAGGGACACCCCUGUGAACAAAAGGAACAUACGCUUACUUUCAUAUAAACUUACGACUGAACUCUACCGUUCACAUCCAUUAGUCGCGGAAGCUAAGAAAACUUUUGAAACCUGGUAUUCACGUGACGUCAUUGCCACUUGACUAGGUGUGAAGACUUGCCUCUGACUUAGUAGACUACGAGUGAAGUACGCGGACGUCCAACACUGAGAGCGCAUACCCCGAUGCAAGAGUACGAGGAGGACUAAGCGUAAGUUUCCCGGCGUCUUUCGACCAGUGAACUGUGCGUGCACCAUGGGAUGCGCGAACGCCAAGGCUGCCGGAAUCCCAUCGUCGGGCAAGACGGACUAUCCGCUAGAGGUGACCGACAGUUCGGACGGCACGAACUUCAUCAGCAACCAGGUUCCUAAGGUGGUCAUCAAUGGCGGAGACGUCCUGGACAACGAACACCACAUCAACGGCAGCGCUGACGACGCCGAGGACAAAGCAAAUGGUAACGCAGAUAUUCCGGGGACCGAGACGUUCCUGCCUCCACCAGAAACGCCACAAGAAACGGAAUUCCUGACGCCUCCAGAUCCUCCCAAGGACGACAAGGACGACAGAGAAGCCGUGGCCGAUCGAGCCGCCGAGACGCCCGUAGAGGAUGGAAACGACGCCAUCGAUGACGGCGGCGACGACAACGGCAACCGGCAGCCUCCCAACGACGUCACAACGGACGAACCAAUGCCAGACGCAGGAGACGGUGUCGUCACAGACGAUGCCAGCGAAGUCGGCGUCGUCGUAGCGGACGACAACGCCAACGACGUCACGCCGCUCGAUGACGUCGCCCAUGAUGCGGUGGACAGGAUGGGCCCGGACGUCGUUUCGGACGCGCCGACAGGAAACGACUUACCGCGAGACCUCAAUGAAGACAACGGCAUUGUACCCAAAGACAUCUUUGUUGACGACGGCUUAGACUACGACAGCAAGAAGGCAGAUAGGCAGAGCAACGCGGGGCACGACCUCAUCGUGCAAGACGCGUAGCGAGCGCCGAAAACAGGGUGAAGUUAUUACGGUUAGCGUUACGGUAUUAGGGAGUUUCGGCUCUACCUAUACAGGUUACCCAUAUCGUAUCAACGUGAUACGGGAGUGCAGAAACGUUUAGCGUGUGCGUUAUUUCGGCAUACGCGAUGACGUUUGCGUGAUCGCGGGUUACCGGAUGCUUGUAGUGAUAUCCUGAUAUACGCUUCGUCUUGCCACUGUCUCUUAUAGGCACGUUUUCGUGUUCCACUACUGUUGUCGUCAUGUGAACAUCUAAAAAGGCAACGCGUCGACAGUUACGCCGUAGCGCGAAAUUUAUGCCAUCGGCCAAGUACAACACGUUUGGAGACUGCAAAUUACCCAUUUGGUAUCGCAUGGCGCUACCAAUCUUGCCGCUCUCGUUGACGCCUCCGGGGACCCGAUAAUCCGCAAACGCUAGGAAGUUUGAGGGCAAGGUGGAACUGCCCAGUAACGCUGGCGGCUACAUCAUAUGGCGUUAUAUUCAGCCAUAGUGUGAUAGAAACGCUCAUUCAUUUUUCAAUAUGACCUCACUAUUCUCCGCAGCAACAACAACAACAAAAAUAUCGCAGUGAUGCCUGUUACCACUAUCAGUACGUCAUUAAAAACAAAACAAAACAAAACAAAAAAGAGAACACCGUUAACUAGUCUAUGUAAUAACAUACGAACACUUUGCGAUAGUUGCAAUGAUAUACACCGCCACAAGAUGAUAGCCGCAUGCUACUGGUGUUUAAGUACUUCUGUCCAGUAGAUGAAAACGCGAACACCUUAUAUGUGGAAUCUGGUGGCACUACUUACACAGCGCACCGACAUGCAGCCACGAAUUGCAUGGUAGCAUGGUCUUGUGACGUCACGUCAAAACGAAGAUUUCGUCGGAAUGACCGACUGGGCUCUUGCUCGUCUGUUAGUGACAUGGUAGCAUAUCUUCGACCUUCGGUAAGGCCGUAUUUUCGCUUUUUUUUUAACGUAAGGCCAUCACGCAAGAACGCUCCUAAUGCAUUCUAAUGGAGCAUAUUGCCGCAUGAAGUCGCCACCUGUGUUGCCGCUGUCAUCUGCGCACAUCUCCCGUAACACGGUAAUACGAUAAAACAGUAGCGCACGCGCGAGCGGCUAGGUCUGUUUCUACGAAGAAAAGCUUUAUAUUGGAACGUUUUCUACGACCUUUACUGUCUACAGAUCCACAGAAGGAGCUUGGCUGAGGUAUUGAUGUAAAUCGAGAAUUUUCUUACAUAAUACUUGCUUAUGCACUAUAUCACUAAGUGUUCAAAACGACACAACUUAGCGUGCAUAAUAGGCCAGAAGCAUGACAAGUAUUUUCAUGUAUAUACACGUAUAGAGCUCUGGAAGGUAAGCUCGACGUUUGGAUUAGGGAACGCAGACGUCACAGGAGUCGCAUGCAUUGCAGUCAGCAUUUCAUUGGCUCAGCGCAGAUCGAAAUGUCUGCCUUGAAUUGAUUCGCACAGAAAUGCUGGGAAGAGAUUAAAGAUUGCUUGUUGCAGCGUUUGUAAGAGCUCGAAAUGAAACAUAACUUCAGAAAGUACACACAUAUCGUUUCGCACGUGUCAACGAGUAAAUAAAUAAAAAAAUAACAUCUUCGGUACGAAUACCCCUCCUUUCCUGAAACGCAAAUAAAUUUGUUCAGCCUCUCAUCUUCUAAGCAAAACGCUUGAAAACGGUAGAUAUAGAUUGCAUGCAGACGAGGGCGCGCGGUCCUGAAAGCCUUGAGUGCACUCUGAGGUGCUGGACAUCAUUUAGCCCGGAUUGCCUAACGUCAUUGUGCAUGGCAACACGGGUAACGCAGCAGUGCACAUAAACGACAAGGGGUGUUGUGGUUGAAACGAGUAUUGCCGGGGCAAUCAACUCACGGGUUUGUCGUUGUGUUUGAGUUACUGAGGUUGUGUUUGAAAUAGCUGGUGUAAGGAAAGCAUUGUAGAAAAAUUGAAAAUAAAGAAAAA